AUGUCUGACCAUUCGCAUAUCCCACUUCACGAACCCGUUGGAAAAGAGACAGAAAACUGGACGUCGCUCACCGACAAGGAAGCUAAAGUCCGCGCCAAGGCAGUGGAGAAAGGCCAUGAACCGCACGACUGGCGUCAUAUGGCCAACAAGAUCCUUCACACAAACAAAGCCUACCCUGAAGAGGCGCGUGGCGCACUCGAUAUCACACCUACCUCGAAAAAAGAAGCUGCCGCUCAACGAACGACGGACAUUCACGAUUCCAACGACGCUGUCCGCGAUGAUCACAACUUGACGGGCGACCAGCAGUUCCGCUCCAAUGAGCAAUUAAAUCGCACCAGUCACAGCGGCAAUACGACCAUUGGUGGCGAGCAGCACUUUGCAGAACACGAGCGUCGCAACGAGGAUUUCCAACAGGAACGCCGCCACGAGGGAUUCCAGCACUCUGCUCAGACUCAGCGUCAGGACAUGAAUAAUCCUAGCCAGUUGGGAUGUGACCAGACACUGGAUGCCCCUGCGAAUGCGCCGGAAAUGGUUGGUGGACGUGAUCAUGGCACCAAGCCGAUUACACGCACAAACUUUGUCGUGUAA
Serendipita indica DSM 11827 is the source of this 588-nucleotide messenger RNA. The record is from the annotation of a GenBank genome assembly. Lineage: Eukaryota; Fungi; Basidiomycota; Agaricomycetes; Sebacinales; Serendipitaceae.